Messenger RNA from Micropterus dolomieu (smallmouth bass), 3479 nucleotides. It is a transcript of the gene fbxw10, whose product is annotated as F-box and WD repeat domain containing 10. The transcript is spliced from 12 exons. The record is from RefSeq and is a predicted model, not a curated record. Gene Ontology annotation, molecular function: protein binding. NCBI's taxonomy places the organism in Eukaryota, Metazoa, Chordata, Actinopteri, Centrarchiformes, Centrarchidae. Bases 74 to 2983 code for a protein of 969 amino acids.
UACCUGGCAACCUGCUGAAUGCUGUCUGUUUGUGCGAUAUUGUUCAAAGAAAAGAAAAAAACAACAACAUCUAAUGUUGCCUGGGAACGACGUAGCCAACAGAGACAAGACUGUAAGAGGACCACAAACUUACAGCAUCGAUAUGGAGUCCGUAAAGUCUGGUAGAAGUGCGUCGGCGUGCGAGCUGAACUACAAAUCUGCGGAGGGAUGUCUCAGCAUGUGCGGGAUGUGUCCAUCUUGCGCCUUUGCCCCCAAACCACCGGGCUCAAUUCAGUGUUUGUGGAAGGUGUCGGAUGAAUUCAAGAGGAGAUUCGUGGUGGAGCUGCUUUUACGGUGCCGAAACACCCAAGUGCUCGAAAGAAUCCAGAGCGUGCUGGGUGUAACAUCAUGGACUUUAUUCACUUACGCCAGGGCAAGGAGCCCAACUUCACCUCAAGAUUACCCUUGGCGCAGCACAGACCGGGCACUGGAUGGGAAACCACUUGGCAUGGACAUGAAGGAGAUCUGGGACUGGUUCAGCAGCAGCCCCGACUGUAUAAAAUCGCGGUAUCUUUGCCGUCUUUUUUCACUUUGUGACUCAGAACUUUUACGCAUGGUCGCUAAUUUAACCAGCGUGCUUCUGGUCAGACAAAAGCGAGGUCUACUGCAAUUUAAUGUGAGUAGUCGCAAUAAACAUGAUCAGGACAGCGAUGAAGACUCGGAGGACCCAGCUCUUAUGGUAGUGCCUGGAUCCUCGAAGUCUGUGUCUGGAGUUAGCCGAUACCGAGACUUCAUAGCCUGCCUACCUGUUGAUCUGUCAAAGAGGAUAUUAGGUCUGUUAGAUGAGCAUACUUUGAGAUGCUGCCAUAAGGUCUGUGGAUUCUGGCAGCACCUUGCACAGGAAACGGUGGAGGAAAUCAAGUUCAGAAGAAUUUUUCAGGAUCAAAUGAAUGCAAUGAUGAAGGGCAAACGUAUUAAUAUAGUAAGUCCUACUUACGCCAGCAUCGUUGAAGUUCCUGUACCUGUCGAGGAUGAUGAGAAAGCGGAUAUUCAACCUGGCGUUCAAAAGGUGAAGCCAUUUGAAGCUGCUUAUACCAAAAGCAAUACCAAGACAGUGCAAAUGGAAGAACGAAAUGUUUAUUGUGGUGCAUACUUUACCACAGUGCUGCUGGACAAAGAAGACCCUCAUCGGGUGGUGGACUACAGAGGUGGAUCACUAAUGGCCAAGGGCUCCAAGGACCGUGUGGUGCAUCUGCUUUAUGUGGCUUCAGAAACUAAAGCUGUGUCCGUGAUGAAGGGCCAUGUUGGCAGCAUUCGGGCAGUACUGCUCUGUGAGGACAGAGACCUGGUGAUAACUGCGAGCGGCGAUGCAAGUAUCAGGUGCUGGAAUUUGAAGACAGACAGGUGUGUGAUGGUGCUGUAUGGUCACACUGGCGCUGUGAACUGCCUGGAUCUCCAUGCUGAUAGACUUGUCUCAGGAGCUAAAGACUGUAUAGUAAAAGUGUGGAGUCUACACACAGGGAAGCAUUUUGAGGAUUUUCAUUUCAAGCACCCCAGUUCCGUCCAAUGUGUGAGGAUCAACACAAGAACAGUCUAUAGCAGCUGUGAUCGGGGCCUUGUCAAAAUAUGGGACAUGGAGAAGGCAUCGCUGCGUAGGGUGAUCGAUGCCCACAGAAGCUCAGUGAAGUGCCUUUUCUUCAAUGAAUGGCACUUUUUAUCCGGGGAUUCUAACGGUCAGGUCAUGGCCUGGAGCAUCAACUGUGACGCUAAACAGUGUCUUAUGACCUUCAACCACCCAAAGGAGGUAAAAUCUCUGACUCUCAUCUACCUCCGUGUGGUUACCGGCUGUGUGGAUGGAAAGAUUCGUAUAUUUAAUUUUCUCACCGGAGAUUGUCUGAGAGACAUCACAGCAGAGGCUGAAACAGGCCGAAUAUUGUCUGUGCACUUCCUUGACAACAGUAUUUUAGUGAACGCGGCAUCCAGUGUGAAGCGCUACCAGUUUGCCAAAGUGUUUUGGGAUUACACAGAGCCAACAGAAGGAGGUUGGGGUGAUGGGAUGGCUCAGGAUGGCUUGGUUUCUGAGAAAUCUGCAGCUUCGCUCAGAAAGCUUUGCUUAACCUCUGUCGGGGCCGAUCACACGGCACAGGUGGCUUCAACCAGCCAAAAGGUCCAUAACUGUUACAACAAAAGGCCAGAGAGAGCCGAGCUGCUUUACCGCACCUGCUUCCUGUCUACCUCCACUAAAUGUCGAGAACAAGCCAGAGAGCGCUGGGGGGCUGCUAAACACUCAGUGAUGCUGAGUGAGAAGGAAACAAGUGAACGGAUGAAGAGGAGGGGUCUUCAUCAUCCUCUGACACGUGACUCCAUCCUCCUCAGGGUCAAUGCCAUCCAGAAGGCGCAGUGCACGGAUGAAGUCAGCAUGAACAUGGAGUGGAAUGCCAGGCUACGAGAUUCCUGGGGUCCUUACACAUCUCUGGAGCCUCUGCACUCUGACCUUAUGGCCCUGAAGCAGACUCAGAUAUAUCCACUGUGGCACACAAGUGAUGGUCAUCCCAGGAGGGCCAAGACCUGUGUGCCAAUUUUAAAGAGACCUGUCAGUCAAAAUAUGACAAACACAAUCUCAGACAGAGAUGUGUUCACUGUCCCUGACAGCACGAGGAGACACCACCCCUGUUCGUUUUCAAAUAAAACACAGCCUCGCAGUGCAGACACACAUAGGGCAAUCAAGAGAGUGAGUGGAUUCAUUACAAGUGCCACAGAAAGGCCACGGGCUCAUGAAUGCAGGAUCAUGAGAUCGCUACCUAACCCAGAAAGUGCCAUGAAAACUAGUACCAGCUUGCCCAGGAUCAGUCCUGUGGGUCCAUUCAGAGACCAGGAAGCAUUCAGGCUAGAAGACUGUGUCUUGGCCAAGAGGGAUCUCAUGCAGAGCUGUGAGCAAAAACUGUCCAAGAGGGAUAAGAAGCAGGAGAAAACACUGCAAAGAAAGUCACAUAUGCAUCAUUAGAUGCAAAUUUAUUCUUUUUAUGAUAUAAUGUGUUAGCAGAACUCUAUUACCAGUACACACUUAGUGUUCUGGACAUAUUUGUUAAUCCACCACAUGGUGGUUUGGCACCACAUUUUUACAUGUGAUGUUUCAUUAAACUCCACUAGGGGUCAGUAUUGUUGCAUCUGAUGACCGGAUGAUGACCCAGGUUUGCUAUACCAUAGCUUUUCAGUAUGUUUUAGUUUUUAUUAUUUUUUAAACUUUAUUUAGAAUCUUUUUUCAUUUAAUUAUUCAUCAGAUGUAAUUCUGUAUUAGUUUUUAGAUUUUUGUUUUUGCUUUUUGUGAAGUUGAAUGUAUCUUGAGUUUCCAUUUAUAUAUUCAGUUAAUGUUAGUAAUAGGAGUGAGAAGCACACAGUUAAGUCACACUUUUUAUGCAGUAUAUUUGACAUAUAGGUUGUUAUUCUGUAGUUUAAUUGCACCUGUACACCUGUGAAAUAAAAAGUAUUUUCAUAUACUA